AUGAGUGAUUUUAUGAGACAACGACAAUCGCAAUUUAUCCUAACAAGUGAUGAAACAAUUAGCCGUUUGAUUCUUAAAGCAACUGAUCAACAUAUAAAAGAAAAACAACGAAUUAUUGAAGGCAAUGAUAGUGAAGUUUAUGAUGUAAAACUAAACAAUGAUGAACAUGUUAUUUUAAAAGUACGCCGGUUUGGUGAUGUUCUUUAUGAUCAAGAAGCCUGGGCAAUAAAUGAAUGUCGUAAAAAUGCUGUACCUGUACCACAAGUAUUAUUUUUAGGAAAAGAAUUGAUUGACAAUGAAAUGCGAGAUGUUAUGGUUUUAGAAAAAGUGAAAGGAAGAUCAUUCCGAAAAGUAAUUGAAGAACAAAAUAUAAGUGAAAAUGAUGUUGCACGAGUUUUAGAACAAGCUGGAAGCAUAUUAAAAAAAAUACAUUCAGUCAAAGUUAAUGGUUAUUGGCGUUUGAAUCAUGAUAAUCAAUGGGAUUUUGAUUCUUGGACUGAUUAUAUGAGGUCAACAAUUAAGGACAGAAUUGAAGACAAACAAUAUCUGUUGGAUGUUGGUUUUAGUGAAGAAGAUUUUGAUUUCAUAAUGAAAUGUCAUGACCUAUAUAUGAAUAACUAUGAAUGUCACCAACCAGUCCUAUGUCAUGGUGAUUACACACAUGAACAUUGGUUUGUAGAUGAAAGUUUGAAUAUAACAGGUAUUAUUGACUUUGGUGAUAUGCAAGGUGGACCUGUGACGACAGAUUUUGCCAUUUUUCAAAAGGAUGAGCCAAAAUCAGAUUUGAGUUCAUUAAUAAAAGGUUAUAAUGGCAUGAUUGAUGCUUCAAUUGACGAAAAUUUUGGUCAACAACUAGAUCUUCAUACAUUAAUUAUAUCAGUUGGCUAUUUAACAUACUUUAUAAAACAAAAUAAUAUAGAGGAGGUUAAACAAACUCUUGAUUCGGUUCAAAAAGUAAUCAUCAAUUUGAAAAAACAAUAUUUUUAG
Messenger RNA from Rotaria sp. Silwood1, 987 nucleotides. NCBI's taxonomy places the organism in Eukaryota, Metazoa, Rotifera, Eurotatoria, Philodinida, Philodinidae. The record is from the annotation of a GenBank genome assembly.